Molecule: messenger RNA, 1828 nt
Organism: Hyla sarda
Lineage: Eukaryota; Metazoa; Chordata; Amphibia; Anura; Hylidae
Gene: NEIL1
Product: nei like DNA glycosylase 1
Exons: 10
Coding region: 289-1623 (444 amino acids)
Biological process (GO): base-excision repair
Cellular component (GO): nucleus
Molecular function (GO): DNA-(apurinic or apyrimidinic site) endonuclease activity; DNA N-glycosylase activity; zinc ion binding
Source: RefSeq, a predicted model, not a curated record
UGUGUCCAUGAACGUAUUUCCAUGGUACGUGAAAAAUGAAGGUGAAGCAUACGCGGGCUACAACAAUAUAACGUGCAGAAGGAUGAACUCCUCUACCUUGUAGAGUUAUAAAUCGUGUACACAUUCAUUUUCAAUACAAAGAUAAUAAACUGCAAGUCCCAGCAUGCAUGGCAGCAUGUAGACACGCCUACCCAACUGGAACAACCAAUAAGAAGUGAGGAGGGCGUUUCCUGGUUUGGUUCGAUACUGAGAAGAAAUAUCGGGGAGCAGUUAGAUAAAGCCACAGACAUGCCAGAAGGUCCAGAGCUUCUCCUCGCCAGUGUCUAUGUUAAUAAAGUGUGCAAUGGAUUGCGCUUCGGAGGUAAAGUGGAGAAAUCGGAAGUAAGCAAGAAUCCCGAAGUCCCGUUUAGCUGUCCCGAGUACACCAUCAGUGCGGUGUCCCGGGGAAAGGAGAUGAAGCUGCUCCUCACACCUGCAGAUGAAGCAUCUGAAGCGGCCUGCGUGGUCUUCAGAUUUGGCAUGUCUGGAGGUUUCAAGAUGGCAACAGAGGAUGAGAUCCCUAAACACGCUCACCUGCGAUUUUACUCUUUGGAUAAGCCGCGGAAAGUUCUAUGCUUUGUAGACCCACGACGCUUCGGAAGCUGGCAUUAUAAUGGCACGUGGCAGCUGGAACGCGGGCCUUGUGUGAUGACAGAACAUGACCAGUUCAGGGAGAAUGUUUUAAACCACUUGUCUGACAAACCAUUUGACAAACCUAUCUGUGAAGUCAUGCUGAACCAGAAAUACUUCAAUGGCAUUGGCAACUACUUACGAUCAGAGAUCCUAUUUCGGCUGAAGACUCCUCCAUUUAUGCCAGCUCGUACUGUCUUGGAGAGUAUCAAAAAUCUAAAACAGAAGGAAGGCCUCUCUCUUAGUAAGAAAGUCAAGAUCAAGAAAGAAAACCCAGACCUUCUACAGCUUUGUUAUUUGGUGCCUAUGGAGGUUAUCAAAUUGGGGGGCAAAGGUUAUGACCCUUGGCAUACAGGGGAGUAUUCUGUCUUAGUAAAGUGGUUUCAGUGUUACAGCGUCCCCGGAAUGAAAUCUCUUAGAGACAGCAAUGGAAGGACGGUGUGGUUCCAGGGAGAACCAGGUCCUUGUGCUCCAAAAGGAAAGAAAGUGCGAAAGCAACGCAAGUCUAUGGAUACUGAUGUCAAACCAAUCAAGGUUGAAACUAAAGCAACUAAAAGGAAAGCUCCAAGGGACAAGUCCAUAGCUGUAAAGAAGGAAAGCGAGGAUGAAGUGAAGGUUGAAGAAGGGGAAACUGCUGUAAAAAGAAAAAGAUCUAAGAUGGUGAAAGAUUCAACUGAAGACACUAAAAUAAGAAAUCUGGGGGAGCGAGGAAAGAGGGGAAAGAAAACUGUUACUGACCCCGAGGUAAAAAUCGGUAGAGGUCAGUCCCGCCGAGACUCCAUGUCAAAGACUCCGUCAAAAAGAGGAAAAGCCACAAAACAGCAGUCAGAAGAAGUCCUUACACCUAAAGCCAGGCCGAGGCGGCUAAAGGCUGACGUGGGCAGCCAGCCACGGAACUCUCCAAAGAUGAAGCCCAGAACAAGAAAAUCUGCUGUACGUACCGCUAAGUCAUGAACAAGACCUAAUGCAAGCCUGUCUGUUAAGGAAUCCUCCUCCUAUUGUAUCUUAUGCCUGUUGGCAGAGAUUCGCUGUUACUUCUUAACCAGUAUGAUCCUUCAGGGAAAAAACGUUUUCUUUUUUAAUUAUUGUCUGUCAAAAUAUUGAUUGCUUUUAAAAUGAAUAACAUUUUUAUAUUUUGCAGUUAUAAAAUACAUUUAUA